UUUUCUCACGGUGCUAUGGGAGAUGUCAAGGAAUCAAAAAUGCAAAUAACACCAGAAACUCCAGGGAGGAUUCCUGUUUUAAAUCCUUUUGAAAGUCCUGGUGAUUAUUGUAAUCUCCACGAACAAACUCUUUCUAGUCCAUCAGUUUUUAAAUCAACAAAAUUACCAACUCCAGGGGAAUUUAGAUGGUCUAUUGAUCAACUAGCUGUAAUAAAUCCUGUAGAAAUAGACCCAGAAGAUAUUCAUCGUCAGGCUUUAUACUUAAGUCAUUCUCGACUAGAUAAAGAUGUGGAAGACAAAAGACAAAAAGCCAUUGAAGAGUUUUUCACCAAGGAUGUCAUUGUGCCCUCUCCUUGGACUGAUCAUGAUGGGAAACAAAUUCCAGAGUAUCAUUCCAGUAAAUGUAUUAACAUAAAUAAUGAAUCUCCAGUUGGAAAAAAGCUGACUAUCCAUUCUGAGAAAAGUAAUGCUGCUUGUCAGACGUUACUGUCUCUUCCUGUGGAUUUUAAUUUAGAAAGUAUACUUGGUGACUAUUUUAGAGCAGAUGAAUUCACAGACCAGUCUCCUGGAAAUCUCAGUUCUUCAUCUCUCAGGAGAAAGCUAUUUUUAGAUGGCAAUGGAAGUAUUUCAGACUCUUUACCUCCUGCAUCUCCCACAAGUCCUCAUGCUGGUGCUCAAACAUCACUUGAAGUUUUUUAUUCAAUAGAUUUAUCUCCUGUACAGCGUAAGAGCCCUGUGCAGACACCGAGUUCGGGGCAGUUUUCUUCUAGCCCUAUUCAUGGUAGUGCGAAAAAAUACAGUUUGGGAAGUAUGACCAACCCUUCACCUAUCCCAUCACCCACUUUCUCACCAGUUACAUUUAAAAUAGGAAUGACACCACUCUCAGAACAAAGGAAAUUUACUCUGCAUUCUCCUGAUGCUUCAUCUGGAACUCAUUCUAAUGGAAUUACUAAUCCAUGCAUCAGAAGUCCUUACAUAGACGGCUGUUCACCAGUUAAAAAUUGGUCUCCAAUGAGACUUGACAUGUGUCGAGGUGAUGCUCAUUCUAAGACCUCACUGAUUCAAAUACCUCUUACUCUUGAAACUCACAGUGAAGAUGAAGAUAAAGCAACUAUUCCUUCCACAGAUACCUCAUCACCAGCCACGGGCCCUGCUGGGGUACACCUACAUCAGUUGCAUAGUGAUGUGUCUCCCCACGACACACAUUUGGUGGUGACUGCCAUGUCUAUUACAGAGAAUCAGUCCAAUGCUUCUGAGAAAGAAUUUGUACUGCUGCCAGAUAUUGAAAGUGAGAAGGAGAAUAAUACUGUGGAUAUGGUUGACCCAAUAGAGACAGCAGAUGAAAACACCUGGAUUAAGGAACCAAUCGACAAUGGGAGUUUACCUCUGACUGAUUCUGUGAGUGGGAUUGCCUUCAGUAUUGAAAACUCUCAUAUGUGCAUGUCACCUCUUGCAGAAAGCAGUGUCAUUCCUUGUGAAAACAGCAACAUCCAGAUGGAUAGUGGCUAUAAUACACAGAAUUAUGGAAGCAACAUUAUGGAUACAGUUGGAACAGAAAGUUACUGCAAAGAAAAUGAUGUACAAACCUUGGAAGUUGAAAAUAAAUCUCAAAAUUUUAAUACAAAGCAAGAGCACACAACACAAAGGUUUUGGAUGAAAACAGCAAAUCUUCCUCAAUAUAGCAGUCCAUAGAAUACCUCUUUCAGAAUCAAGGACUAUUGUUCAAUAAAGCCUCGCAUAUUUUUUUAUGCACAGGAUCAAUAAUGUGAUUAUGAUUGGGGAAAAUUGACUUCAGCUAACACACUUAUUAGCAUUCCUUCCCUCCUUAAUGUGAAAAAUCAAGAGCUUAACCUAGUGACACAGGAACAACAGAAAAGAUCCUGGAACUUUCAAUAAGUUGAAGUACUUACUGAUUUUUUAAUCAAUAAGUAUUUUUGUACUUA
Molecule: messenger RNA, 1943 nt
Organism: Condylura cristata (star-nosed mole)
Lineage: Eukaryota; Metazoa; Chordata; Mammalia; Eulipotyphla; Talpidae
Gene: BORA
Product: bora, aurora kinase A activator
Exons: 11
Coding region: 16-1692 (558 amino acids)
Biological process (GO): activation of protein kinase activity; regulation of mitotic nuclear division; regulation of mitotic spindle organization
Cellular component (GO): nucleus; cytoplasm
Molecular function (GO): protein kinase binding
Source: RefSeq, a predicted model, not a curated record